Cricetulus griseus (Chinese hamster) is the source of this 833-nucleotide messenger RNA. NCBI's taxonomy places the organism in Eukaryota, Metazoa, Chordata, Mammalia, Rodentia, Cricetidae. The record is from RefSeq and is a predicted model, not a curated record.
CCGGAAAAGGAGGAGCCGGGAGAGGAGGGCUGGUUCCCAAGUUUCUCAAUUGGGUAAAAGCUGCAAGGUGUUAGCAGCCUCAUUUCAGCUGCAACUCCUCAGUCCUGUUCGAACUCUAUCCCUCUGUCCCAGCAACCAUGGCCAGCCCGCUGCGCACCCCGCUGCUCCUGCUAGCCAUCCUGGCUGUGGCCUCGGCUGCGAACACCAAGCAAGGUCCGCGCCUCUUGGGAGGCCUGCAGGAGGCCAAAGUCGAGGAAGAGGGCGUGAAGCAAGCUUUGGACUUCGCCAUCAGCGAGUACAACAAGGGCAGCAAUGAUGCGUACCACAGCCGCGCCCUAGAGGUAGUGAGAGCCCGUAAGCAGAUGGUGGCUGGAAUAAACUACUAUUUGGAUGUGAUGGUAGGCCGAACCACAUGUACCAAGUCCCAGCCAAACCUGACAGAUUGUCCUUUCCAUGACCAGCCCCAUCUGAUGAGGAAGACACUCUGCUCCUUCCAGAUCUACACUGUGCCCUGGCAAGGCACACAGACCCUGACAAAAUCCAGCUGCAAAAGUGCCUAAGGGUUGAGUCCAGUAGGGUGAUGCAGACCGCUCCUUACUUGUACUCCUUCCCUGUAGUGUCCUAUCCCUUGGAAGAGUGUUCCAGCUCUGGGGGACUUCUCCAGUGUGCCAGCACCAGGAGACAGUUGAGAAGCUGCUGCAGACAGGUUUUGCACAUCUGAACAGCUGUCCCUGGUUCCACUCUUCUCCUUGCAGUACAUGUCAUGCCUUGCUCAAAAAAAAAAAAAAAAAAAAAAAAAAAAAAAAAAAAAAAAAAAAAAAAAAAAAAAAAAA